AUGAAUCAAAUGCUAAAUUGUUCCAACAAUUUUGGAAAUAAUAAUCAACAAUCGUUUGAAUUGAGUAGCGGGAAUAAUAAUAGUAACAUCAUCAUAAACAUCAAUAAUACUGAUCUCUUUAUCAAUGAUAGUGCAGCAUUGACACCGACUAUUUUCGAUGAUGCCAUACAAUGCAUAUUAAAUUUUAAUUCAAGUCCAAUAGAAAUAACAAAUCACCUUGCAACGCAAUUCGAUUUCAAUGCAUUUAGUGAUAAUUUAACAGCGUCGAUAAAUUCAACAGACUUUUCAAUUCUAUCCGAUGGCAACGAAGGACCACGAUAUGAUUGGACAUUUCUAUUUGCCAUAUUCUUUAUCAUUGCUGGUGGUCUUGGCAAUAUUCUCGUUUGCUUGGCGGUAGCAUUAGAUAAAAAACUACAAAAUGUAACAAAUUAUUUUCUUCUCUCGCUGGCUGUUGCUGAUUUAUUGGUCAGUUUAUUUGUGAUGCCAUUGGGAGCUGUUCCUGCAUUUUUAGGGUAUUGGCCUUUAGGAUUCACAUGGUGUAACAUAUAUGUAACAUGUGAUGUACUGGCAUGUUCAGCGAGCAUCCUGCAUAUGUGUUUCAUUAGUUUAGGCAGAUAUUUAGGUAUAAGAAAUCCAUUAGGAUCUCGUCAAAGUUCAACAAAACGUCUUACAGGCUUUAAAAUAGCUCUUGUGUGGCUACUUGCUAUGCUCAUAUCAUCAUCAAUUACCGUAUUAGGUAUCAUUGAUGAGGAGAAUAUUAUGCCUGAGCCGAGGACAUGCGUUAUAAACAAUCGUACAUUCUUUAUCUUUGGUUCACUAUUUGCAUUUUACGUUCCAAUGGUUCUUAUGGUCAUCACAUAUGCUCUUACGGUUCAGCUAUUGAAAAAGAAAGCUCGAUUCAUUGUUGAGCAUUCAGAAAGUGAAACGUUUCGAAGACUUGGCGGUGGUAGGUACUCAUCCAAGCAAUCAACCUCAAGUGAUCAUGAACGUAAUGCGCGUAAAGAAGAGGCGCGAAAUAAUAAUAACAAAAAUAUCUCGCAUUCCCAAUCUCAAAAUUCAAUGAACUGGCGCACACAUGGUAGCGGUGGAAUUCUCAAAUCCGAGAGGUCAAACAAUAUGAGUACGAGUACGUCGCAUCCCUUACUCAAUUUCAACAAUAACAAUAAUAAUGGCAAUUCAAGAAGCUUAUUUUCGUCGUCACGUGGACAAACACAUGAUAAGAGCACACAGACGCCGGAAAGUAUUGAGCGUGAAACGAGGCGACAAAAAUUUCGUUCAUUAAAAACUUUCAAAAUCAAUAAUGUGCCAACGCCAUCACUGAAUUUUAAAAUAAGCUUUUUAAAUAGUCGGAAGCGUACAAAUUUAUCAGCAAAUGCUGUGGCGACUGAACAAAAAGCGACAAAGGUUUUAGGACUCGUCUUUUUCACAUUCGUCUUGUGCUGGAGCCCGUUCUUUAUUCUUAAUAUAUUCUUUGCAACGUGCCCUAAAUGUGAAGUUCCCGACCACAUUACAAAUAUUUGUUUGUGGUUGGGAUACGUGUCAUCUACCAUAAAUCCAAUUAUUUAUACAAUAUUCAACAAAACUUUUCGAGCAGCAUUCAUACGUCUACUCAAAUGUAAAUGUCACAAAUCGGGUCGACCGUCUCGAUACCGUAGUGUUACAGAUGCUCGUGGAACUAUUAGUUUAUGUGUGCCAUCAGCAUUGCCAUUGGCUAUAUCAUUACAAGGCGCUCCACUCUUAACACCAUCAUCAGUUCAGACACCGUUAAGUGAAUUUCGUACAAGUUAUCAAAUUACUGAUGAGGAUUGUUAA
Messenger RNA from Chironomus riparius, 1812 nucleotides. Lineage: Eukaryota; Metazoa; Arthropoda; Insecta; Diptera; Chironomidae. The record is from the annotation of a GenBank genome assembly.